UGCGACAAUGAAAAUAUCAAUUGGUUCAACAGGUUCCGUUAAAUUUUGCCUCAACAAUGAAUGUUUAUCAGAAUCACCUCAUUCGAAACUGACUCAGCGAUCGCAAGCGAUGGACUGUCAUGUAUUGUCUCAUUGUAUUUGAAGUCAAAUAAAUUCAAUCAUUUUUGUACUGUUUUCCAACCUACAUACAUACACAUACACAGACCGAUUUUCAAAAGUAAAAAGCAUUUUCAGUUGGAAUACAUUUAUUUGAUUUUUUUCGCGCGACGAUGUCAGCCGAUUCCACGAAAUCUCUGACGGUUUUUCACCAAAUUGAUGAAGGCAAUUUUUUUUUCUAAGAAAAUUCCAUGGGGCAAUUCAUUUGUUGUAGGCUUUGGUCAAAUAUUUUUGGUACGUAAAAACGGCGGCCUAGACGAUGGAAAAACCUAUGCCAUGAAAUCAAUUCGAUCAAAUCCAGAAAUUGAAGAUCAACACAACAUCUGUCGCAACGAGCUCAAAGUGCUGAAGUUGGUAUGGGGCAUUCCAUUCUUUGUUCAGCUGAAAUAUGCAUUGAAAACACGACAUCAUUACCACAUGGUAAUGGAUUAUAUGCCGGCCGGGAAUUUGUUCAAUUUUCUGCAAUCCGGCACAUUGACAUUGGCCGAGACGACAAUUUGCUGUGCGGAAAUUGUGCUGGCCAUUGAAUAUUUACACGAACAACGUUUCGUUUAUCGCGAUCUAAAGCUGGAGAAUAUUCUGAUCUCUCGCAAUAAUCACAUCGUUAUUGCCGAUUUUGGUUUGACGCGCAAAAUUCAAGAUGACGAACGGCUAACUGAUGAGGCUGGAACAGUGGCUUAUUUUGCACCAGUCGAUUUGGCAUCUUUGGAUAUUCUUUUAGAAAUGCUUGACACAAACAAAGGUCACAGUUUUGAGGUGGAUUGGUGGUCACUGGGUAUCAUUGCUUUCGAAUUGCUUGUUGGACACACACCGUUCUUGGCAUCAAUAAUGGAAGGUAUAAGCGAUCGGGUGCAUCGUAAUCGCAUACAAAAAGAACAGCCGCGCCUCGAUAAGCUACAUGGUGUUAACCAAAAUGUGAAAAUUGUCACCGAUUUUAUCGAAAAGUUGCUGAUCAAAGAUCCGGAACAACGAUUGGGAGCUGGCCAAACUGGGUACGAAGCUGUGAAGAAGCACGCAUUCUUCAGCCAGCUGAAUUGGCUCGCAGUCCAAAUGAAAGUGUACGAGUGUCUCAAACGUAGUAUACCAGUCCAAGAUAUCCCAAUAGAUUACGACCAACAAUAUGAAAUUUCUCUUGAAGAACCACAGGAACAGCGACGAAAGCAAUUCUAUUACAUUGCACCAGAGUUGCAACGACAGCCAACAAAGGAAUGGUUCUAUGGGUUUACCGAAGAAGAUCUGAACGCACUACCUGGACCAAUUCCGUUGCCACCACCAGUAUAUGACAUUCAACUGUCAUCAGAUUUGUUCAUACGGACAACAACACCAGCCGAAACAAUCAAAAAGAUAAUUCUGUCGAAAAAGGUGGUCAGCUUCAGGGAGGAAGAAAAUACAAGUCCGACCAGAACAGAGCAACAAAAUGGCGAUUACAGAUACAGCCCAUAUCCAACAAAUACCGACUCCGCACUACGACGAAGCGAACGAAUGGCAUCCAAACGAACCAAACGUUCCUAUUCAUUUUGCUGCUAAGAUAUUACAAGGCCAAACCUACUUGAUUAUUAUCAAUCGAGAAGGUUACCAUUAUUAUUAGGUAUCAAAAAUUACUGUAUCAACUACCGUAUUUAGUAUAUUGAACAGACCAUUUUUUUCCAUUGAAUCCUUUUUGAAAAGGGCAUACACAUUCCUCAUCCGUAUUUAUGUCAUACUCAUUACAUCCAUAUGAAAUGGAUCGUAAUCAUACUUAUAAAUAUAUACGUUAAAUUUGUUGUAAACAAACAUUUUUUCUUAUUGUGAUUUCAAUAAAAACCAUUGAAAAAAGAAAAAGAAAAAA
Molecule: messenger RNA, 1984 nt
Organism: Sitodiplosis mosellana (orange wheat blossom midge)
Lineage: Eukaryota; Metazoa; Arthropoda; Insecta; Diptera; Cecidomyiidae
Product: ribosomal protein S6 kinase alpha-4-like
Exons: 7
Coding region: 316-1683 (455 amino acids)
Biological process (GO): protein phosphorylation
Molecular function (GO): ATP binding; protein serine/threonine kinase activity
Source: RefSeq, a predicted model, not a curated record